AUGUUGUAUUGUGUGGACACCGAUACCAAUGCUUACGUAAGUUUCACUUACAUGAGACCAACCUUAUUAUUGUCAGCUGUAUCCGGUGAUGCUGCGCAAGAUCGAAUGGAUCGAACUGUGUUGAGUCCUUGGUUGCGUUUUCUAUGGGAUUCUUAUCGAAACUGUCUUGAUUUAUUAAGAAAUACUGCUGUGGUUGAACAAUUGUAUCAUCGUAUUGCCCGACAGUCAUUUGAGUUCUGCGCCAAGUAUCAGCGGCGAACGGAGUUUCGUAAACUAUGUGAUAAUCUUCGAUUACAUUUGACGCAAAUUCAAAAGCAUCAGCAUUUGGCUCAUGUGGUGAAAUUAACAAGUGCAGAAUCUUUGACUUUAAUGCAAGAUACGCGUUUAAUACAAUUAGAUACAGCAAUACAAAUGGAAUUAUGGCAAGAAGCAUAUAGAAGUGCAGAAGAUGUUCAUGGCAUGAUGCAAUUAAGCAAAGAUAAGGAUGAACGCAUGGUUAAGCCAGCAAGUUAUGUCAAUUACUACGAUAAGCUUGCGCUAGUGUUUUGGAAGGCUGGUAACAGACUGUUCCAUGCAGCUGCGCUUCUUCAGAAAUAUAUCAUCUAUAAAGAUAUGAAAAAAACAUUUAGUAUGGAAGAGGCAAUGGAUCAAGCAACGCGUGUUCUUCUAGCAACACUUGCAAUACCAGACGGCGCUGAUGAUCCGUCUGACUUAACGCGCCAUUUGGAUAUUGAGGAGCAACACAUUGCAAAUAUGCGACUGUUGUCGAAUCUUCUUCGUUUACCAGUAGCGCCAACAAGAGCUGGGAUUUUGAAAGAGAUCACUCGUUUGAAUUUGCCGGAUGUUGCUGUGGAAAGUGCGCGUGCUCUACAUCGAUUAUUGGAGUGUAAUUUUACACCUCUGCGUCUUGCAAAUGAGAUUCAAACGGAACUAAUAAAAGUAGCUGAACUGAACAAAGCUGAAUACAAUCAAUAUAUUGAAGCAUUGAAGGGCGUAACAGCUACAAAAAUUAUAAAGCAGAUUUCAGUCAUUUAUGAUACGCUUUCAAUUGAGCGUAUCCAGAAAGUUAUUCCAUUUUAUAAUGGUGAUGAGCUAGAACGUUUCUUGGUGGAUAUAGCAAAACAUCGGUAUGUCAGAGCUCGCAUUGAUCAUCGUGCUGGUUCAAUUCACUUUGGGGCAGCCGAUGCUACACUUUCUGGAUUUUUCGACUUGGAAGUAUCAGAUGGUUUUGGUGGUGAAGCGGAGCAGGUAGCAGUCGAAGAUAUUCGAAAUCACCUUCAAUCAAUGUAUAAUAGUCUACGAGACGUUGUUCAAGUCCUUGAUUACGAAGAAAUUAAGAAGGCCGCUACUGAAGACCUAAAGCGUCAUGCGGAGAUAUAUUCAUAUCACAAAGAUGCUGAUUACGAACGGAUACUCUUGCGAAGGAAGAAAAUUGAAAGUUAUAAGGAAACUAGCGAACGACAAAAAUUGGAGAAAUGUCAACAAGCGCAAGCGGAAGCUAAUAGGAAGGAAGAGCAGAGAAGAGCUGAAGAAAUGCGCCGUUUGGAGCAGGAAAAUAUCGAAAAGGAAAAACUGAGAAGACUUGCUGAGCAGGAGGAGAUUGAUCGUAAAGUGCGGGCAGAAAAAAUGAAAAAAAUUCAAGCAACUCCGAUAUAUCAGGCUAUUGUAAAAGAUCACGGCGAAGAAGCUUUCCAAAACAUGGAUCCUGACUCAGUGCUUCGUGAGCAGCGUGACCGUUUGGAUGAACAGCGUCGUGAACAGCAAGCCCGUUUACAGCAACAAGAAAAGAAAUUUGAUCAUCUUGUCCGUGCUUAUCAUCUGCAGGAAAUGAUAGCACGUAAGGCUAUUUCGGAUAAUUUUGCGACGAAGGCUCCACAAAAUCAUGAUGCUUAUGAGAAACGUCGUAUUGAAGGCGCAACCAAAGAACAUGAAAAUGCAGUCGCUGUGUAUGAGCGCAUGCAAAAAGUACGUAAGGAUCCAGAUGCGGCUGCAUUCCUUGAAUCAGUUAAGAAGGCACGUGCUGAAGAUUUCAAUAAAAAAAUGGAGGAUUGGGAGAAGAAAUUGCAUGAUGAAAAACGAAAACGCCUUGAAGAACGCCAUGAACUUCGAAAGAAAGAGCGAAGGAGAGAGUGGCUUCAGGAGCGUGAAAGAGAGUUGAUGAAGGCUAGGGAAGCGGCAGAGCAAGCAAGGAGGGAAGAACAGGAGAAAGAACGAAGAGCAGCUCGUGAAGCACAACGACCUCCUAAACGAGAAAUAGUUGAAAAUUCGGACAUGGAUUCCGAUUGGCGUAAAAGUGCACAGCCAACGCAAAUUCGAUCUGCUUCUUCAAAAUCUUUUGGAGAACGUUUCUUGGAAGGUGAACGCCAUCGCGAAUCUAUUGCAGUUACUGCUUCCGAAACUGAUAGUGGACCAUGGGUACGUGGAAAUAUGACUGGAUUGUCAAGACAACAAGAUAGCUCGGCGCGUAAUUUUGAACGUCCAUCAGCACCAUCUCGCUUCUCUGAUCGAGAACCGUUACGUAGCGAAGCAGAUACAACGACAAGUUGGAGGAAAGGACAAGUAGUACAACGCGACAGAGAACAAGCUGUUGGACAACAAUCACUCAUGGAAAAACGUGGAGAACCACUCGGUGCGCAGCCGCAUGAUGCGAAAGCUGUAACUACUUCUUCUCCAGCUGAUGCAGGACCAUGGAGACGAGGGAUGACUGUAACGCGUGAUCAGGCCGAUUCAUCACAACGGACAUCUGCAGCAGCUCCCACAAAUCAACCGUGGCGCCCUUCAAGGUUCCGUCAAGCAGAUGGUGCAGCUGUAAAUGGUGCUCCAUCUGGAAGAAUAUUAGAAGGAAGUGGUAGUAAUGAACCAAAUACAGGUAAAUGGAAUCGAUCUAUCCAACGUACCGGUGAUGGUCACGGUACACAAUCUUUUCGUGGUUUAUCUCAGCAUCAGCAACGCAGAGGAGCAGCUGACGACGAUCGUAAUUGGCGUCAAAAAUGA
Messenger RNA from Cercopithifilaria johnstoni, 2994 nucleotides. The record is from the annotation of a GenBank genome assembly. NCBI's taxonomy places the organism in Eukaryota, Metazoa, Nematoda, Chromadorea, Rhabditida, Onchocercidae.